UUAAGCUUCCCUUUCUCAAUAUGUCUGCUGCUCAGAGGACACUGCCCGAGUGCUGGGGCCACCGUGGGGCCUCUGCCGCCUUCCCGGAGAACACACUCGCCAGUUUCGAAGCCGCCAUGCGCGACGGCGCCGAGGGUAUCGAGAGCGACGUCCACAUUUCCGCGGACGAUGUCGUCGUCAUGUUCCACGACCCCUCGCUGGAUAGGACGACGAACGGCACAGGGCUGAUCAGGGAGCAGAAUUGGUAUGGUGAGGAGGGCAUGCAGCACCUGCGCACGGUCAAGAAGCCCGUGCAGGCCAUCCCGACCUUUGCAGAGGCCGUUGAGCUGCUCAUGAAGUCUGAGAAUCGACACGUCAAGUUCAACGUCGAUGUCAAGCCCCAGAACAAUCCUGGGCGGCUAUUCUUCCUCAUGCACAGUAUCAUUUCCUCGCACGAGGGCUGGCAGACUGUCCUCGCACCACGCAUCCUCCUCGGUCUCUGGCAUCCGACAUUCCUUCCGCACGCGCAGGAGCAUCUGCCUUACUGCCGCCGGUCAUACAUUGGCGGAGACACCGAUAUCGCGCGCAAGUACUUCUGGAAAGACGUCAGUACCUUCUCCAUGUCGUUCGGUUCCAUGACGACCGUUGAUGGCCAGAGGUUCCGGAAGGAGUGCAAGGCAGCGGGGAAGAAUAUUAUGGUGUGGACCGUGAACGAUCCAGAGUGCAUGAUGGAGGCCGUACGGUGGGACGUCGACGUCAUCCUCACGGAUAGGACCAAAACAUGGCUUGGUCUUCGCUCUGCGCUGCAAGUUGAUUAUGACAAAAUUGCACGUCAACACGGACGCCUCUUUCUGUGGACGACGAUGCGUUACUACACACCUGUGCAGAUCUUUGCGCGUAGGGCCAGUAAGACUAGACUUGAGAACAUCGUGGGCCCGUUUGAGGCUGGCGUCGUUCCAUCAGUGCAGUAGACAGAUCUAGAUCCACAGCAUACGACAUUUGCAAGUUUCUCUGUUUAAUUUCGUACUCGUUGAAUAGCGUAGAAGGGUUCCAUUCAGGACGAUUGAGUUGUCGUUAUAAUCUCCAGACGUGAU
Molecule: messenger RNA, 1073 nt
Organism: Phanerochaete carnosa HHB-10118-sp
Lineage: Eukaryota; Fungi; Basidiomycota; Agaricomycetes; Polyporales; Phanerochaetaceae
Exons: 7
Coding region: 21-950 (309 amino acids)
Biological process (GO): lipid metabolic process
Molecular function (GO): phosphoric diester hydrolase activity
Source: RefSeq, a predicted model, not a curated record